Messenger RNA from Neurospora tetrasperma FGSC 2508, 1614 nucleotides. RefSeq lists its product as uncharacterized. NCBI's taxonomy places the organism in Eukaryota, Fungi, Ascomycota, Sordariomycetes, Sordariales, Sordariaceae. Gene Ontology annotation, biological process: transmembrane transport. Gene Ontology annotation, molecular function: myo-inositol:proton symporter activity. Gene Ontology annotation, cellular component: membrane. The transcript has 3 exons. The record is from RefSeq and is a predicted model, not a curated record. Bases 1 to 1614 code for a protein of 537 amino acids.
AUGACAGACAACCCAGAAGAGCCCUUGAUUGCCAACUUCCAAUCGACGGAGGGGGACCAACAUGAUGGCAGCCAUGAUGUCGAACAUGCGCAUGAAUCCCGGGGAGGGACGCAGCACAUAUCACCGCCAGGCCUGUUUAUCUGGCUACUUACCUUUUCCGCCGGAAUAAGCGGUCUACUAUUCGGCUACGACACAGGCGUAAUAAGCGCCACCCUUGUCUCUAUCGGUACCUCCCUCUCGCACCGGCCCCUAACCUCGCUCGACAAAUCCGUCAUCACCUCAUGCACCUCCCUCUUCGCCCUGCUCGUGCUACCCUUCGCCUCCGCGCUCGCCGACGACCGGGGCCGCAAGCGCGUCGUCCUCUUCGCCGACACCCUCUUCAUCAUCGGCGCCCUCUGCCAGGCCGCCAGCCGGACCGUCGAAGUCAUGGUAAUUGGGCGGUCGGUUGUCGGCAUAGCCAUCGGCGCCGCCAGCUUUGUGACGCCGUUGUACAUUGCCGAGCUGGCGCCUGCGACGCACCGCGGCCGGUUGGUGACGAUGAACAUCGUGUUUAUCACGCUUGGGCAGGUGGUUGCGUACGUGGUAGGCUGGAUCUUUGGGACGUACGGUAGUCCGGAGACGACGGGGUGGAGAUGGAUGGUCGGGUUGGGCGCGGUGCCGGCAGUUUGUCAGGUGGUCAUCUUGUUGUGGAUGCCGGAGAGCCCGAGGUGGCUGGUGAAGGAUGGAAGGUCGCAAGAGGCAAGGGAGGUGAUUGCUAAGAUUGCCGCGGGGGAUGAUGCGCAGGAUCCGUCGACGAGGAGGGAAGUGGAUGCUGUGUUGAAGAGCAUCGAGAUUGAGGUGAGAGAGGAGGCUACGGCUAUGAGACUUGGUGGCGCCGGGGCCGGGUAUGCGAAUGGGAAUGCGGUGAAUGCGUGGAUGGAGGCUAUGCGGGAACUGAUUAGGGUGAGGAGGAACAGACGGGCAUUGGCAAUUGCUUGUCUCCUCCAGGGACUUCAGCAGCUGUGCGGAUUUAACUCGCUCAUGUACUUCUCGGCCACGAUAUUCACGAUGGUGGGGUUUUCAGAGCCGACGCUGACCUCGCUAGUCGUUGCAGUCACCAACUUUGCCUUCACCUUAGUUGCCCUGGUGUUGAUCGACCGGGUGGGAAGGAGACGCAUUCUACUCUGGUCUCUUCCCUUUAUGAUUGCAGGUCUGGUGCUUGCCGGCUAUGGCUUUUCGUUCAUCGAGCUCCCGGAUUCAGAGAUCAGCUCGCCCUCGACAACGGGAGGACAGAGCGGGGCCGUCAUUAUUUUGGCGAGCAUCAUGAUUUAUGUGGCUGGCUAUGCCAUCGGACUGGGCAAUGUGCCGUGGAUGCAGAGCGAGCUCUUCUCGCUGAAUGUUCGGUCAGUGGGCAGUGGUGUUGCAACAGCGACUAACUGGAGCGCCAACUUUGUGAUUGGACUGACGUUCCUUCCGCUGAUGGAGGCCUUGUCGCCGUCUUGGACGUUUGUCCUGUACGCAGUGAUCUGCGCGGUUGGGUAUGGCCUGAUUUGGACGGUAUACCCUGAAACCGCAGGGCUGAGCUUGGAAGAUGCGGCGACCCUUCUAGAAGCGGAUGACUGGGGGGUGCGGUAA